AUGGGUGUCGACCCUCUGUCUCCAAUUGCGCCUGUGCGCCUCAGAGCUCUCCUACUACCCAUUGGAAGGAUUAAGCGCUCGCGCUUUUUGAGUUUCGCUGCCCGACUACAAGCCGAGAAUGUAGUUCGAUUAGGGGAUAUCAGCCCCGAUGCGCGGCCAAACAGAAACAUGUUCUCGCCGCUGGCGUUUCCGACCGGCAUGAUCCUCUACGACCUUACGUUCUCCGUCCCCCCCACGUCGCACCUCGAAUUGUUUCCUUUUGAGAUUUACAGAGAGCCGUUGGUGGUCAUUGCGAUAGCAGACGGAACAGAACUGCCAGCGAGUACAGGAGGGAAUAACCAAAAGUACCCAACUCCAGAAGGACUCGAUCAGCUGUUGGAGGAGCUUGAUGGGUUGAAGGAGAUGAACCCCCGAGCAUUGGUGAACCAACUUUUGGUAUUCGAUCAUGAAGGCAUGGACAAGGUCACGAAUGGACCCGAUAACGUUCUUUGGGUUCCGCCGCCUCAGGCCUCCAAGGCCACCACGAUGAAAACCGUCUUGUGCGAUAUCACCUCGGUCUUGCUCUCCGAAUUGGACGAGUUUGCAAAGACCAUUCAGAGUAUACCGUCAAUUGAUUCGCCAAAGGCAUCUUCUUGGGGCCCGCACCGAAACCCAGAGCUACGACCACGGCCAGUGGACCGACUACUAAAUACCUGGAGGAUGACUAUGCCUGCGCUUCCCUCUAAUUCUAACGGAGCACCUGAUACCCCACUGAGCUCCAAUGCCAGUUCGCCAGCUCCUAGCGAUCAUGAGACUCCUACGACUUUUGACGAGAUCACACGUUCAAUUCAUCUAUCCAGCCGCACAAACUCAGGCAGCAGGACUCCAUCAAUAGCAUCGCCAAAAGAGCAUAGUCGUGACCGCAUGUCGGUCAGUGGUAUGAGUGCCACCGACAGGACUAAGAACCGAAUCAAGGGCCGAGCUGGUGUCGUCGUUGGAACUCUUUUUCUGCAGGCAGGAAGGUGGCCAGAUGCCCUGAAGGAAUUGACCGAAGCCGUGAACAAUGCCCGAGCCGGUAGUGACUAUGUCUGGCAUGCCAAAGCGCUUGAAUCAAUUUUGCUUUGUCUGCUAAUGUUUGGAUGGGCGGGCAUGGACUUCCAGAUUCCAUCGGUUCUGUAUCCAGUCGCCGACAAGUCUUCUAAAUCUUCCCGGGAUUCUACAACGCCCAGUAGUGCUGGAAACCGGGUCAUCUCUCUGCAGAAUCUAGCCAACCUCCUGCCAGAUCUCGCACACAAUAUUCUAAACCUCUACAACCGUGCUGCCAAUAUCACGGAUGAACCUCUACCACAAUUGGUGUUCUCGGAGACAGUCAUUCGAUUAUCACGGUUGUUGGUGUCAGCUCGCGUUCGCGACGGUGCUUUGGAUGACAAUGCCUUGAAACACAUCGUGAUGAACGAGCCACUGACUCCAUUGUUCCACUCAGAACUUCCUCGGGGAACUGUUAUUCUCCGCAAGUCUGAAAUUGCGAAUUUCCUAUACCGGGCAUUGCCACUUUCCCCUAGUGCGGACUUACCUGCGACUGACGCUGUGCCCAUCAUAGUUGGUGUCGUAUCCGUGCUUAACAUUCUUGAUCUACCAAGAAAGAAGGCUUUUAUUAUGCGCGAACUUCUUUCCGUCAUGGUACCAAGCUUGGUUCAAGCACGCAAAAUUGGUGCGGCAGAGGUCGGAAUUCAUCCCGCUGCUGGGCUGGCAUCUCUCAGCGAUGCUGCUUUCGAUGUCAAUGCCCUCGACGCAGGCUCUGGGAACAUGGAAACGAGUGUGCGCCUCCUUCUUGCCACAAUUGGAGAGAUAUAUGGAGUUCAGCCCUCGUCAUUCUAUGAAUGGGAGAAGAGAUCAAGUCAAUCAUCUGCAGUCAGCGGACUACAAGAAGGCUCUGAAUAUGAUUCAGUCUACAGUAUUGCUGAAAGGGCAUUCCGUCAUGUGGUCUUAGAUCGUUACGGUGAUCUAAACUUGAAGAUCGAUGUUCUCAAGGCUUGUAUCAACUGCUGCGAAGCUCUUCCAGAUUUCAAUGGUGUUCUCCGCUUCACGGUCGAGCUUUUGCAGACCAUCCGUGGAGAUAUGAUGCUGGGAGAGAAUUACAAAUCCCAGCCGUAUCUACCUCAAGAUGAACAAAUCCGUCUUCUCAACAAUAUCAAGCGUACUGUGGGCGCUGGUACCAGACUCGGUGCCGCUGAUAUGGUUGCGGAGUAUUGGGAUGACUUCUUAGUCCGUGAUGUUCAAUUGUUGGCACUUCCAGAUCCCAAACGCCCAGUUCGUCGGAACAAGACAGAACUAGACGCUGUUACUGCAGGCAUUGAGAAGUCGAAAAAGGACCCAUUCCUGUACAACCCCUUUGCCAAGGUCAGUAGCAAGGCAUUGGAAUUGCUCACGGUCACGGAUGAGUCUGCCUCGUUCCGAGUGACACUUCAAAAUCCUUAUGAAUUCGAGAUUGAGAUCGAGCACUUGCAAUUAGAAAGUAGCGGGGUAUCGUUUGAUGCUGUCGCAGAAAACAUCACACUUGCCCCUUUGUCUCUUCAGGAUGUUACCGUUCUCGGUGUCGCUCACGAGCCAGGUAGUCUUAACAUCACUGGCUGUAUCGUGAAGGUGCGACACUGUCGUAUGCGGAAGUUCCCAAUCUUCAAGACAUUCUGGAGACCCGAGCCUGAUGUUAAGUUCAAGCGCACAGGAUUAGGAGCAAAGAAGCCAUUGACAGAACGCCCGCUUUCCUGGAGCUCGACAACAUCAAAAGAUGGCAAGAUGGACAUCAAAAAGGGGCCUGAGACGGCGACUUGUGAGGUCAAAGUGAUUGGCAAACAGCCGUCUCUCGUCAUUGAGUCUAUGUCUCUGUCACAAUCGGCCUUGAUGGUGCUGGAAGGUGAAGUCAAGACAUUCAAUAUCACACUCCAGAACGCAUCGUCUUGUCCUGUGGACUUUGUUCUUUUUACCUUCCAAGAUUCAACCACCAGGCAGCUACAGUCUGCUCUCAGCAACAAGGAUCUUUUGCCUGUUGAGGUUUACGAGCUCGAAUUGAAAUUAGCAAACAAGCCUGCCCUGCGAUGGCGCCGUGAGGGUCCAGAACCCAGCGACUGUUCGAUUGGAGCUAACCAGAAGGCAACCUUCACUGUUGAUGUUCUGGGCAAGCCUGGUCUGCAGGAUACGACUGUGCAAAUUGACUACUCUUGCGUUGGCGCGACUCCUGGUGAACUGCCUGAUGUAUUCUAUACUCGCCAACUGUUUGUUCCAUUGACAGUCACAGUUAAUGCAAGCGUGGAAGUCGCCCGGUGUGAUGUCCUGCCGUUCAGUGGUGAUUUUGCCUGGAAGAACCACAUUGAACCACCUGUCGACUCUGAGAAGCCGGAUGCACUGCUCUCUACCACUGAUCACGAACCAUUCUCCCAGGUCUUGACCCGUCUUGGUAACGGAGCCUAUGGACCUGAUCACUGUGUUGUCCUGCUAGACCUACGUAACGCAUGGCCAAGUCCUCUAUCUGUAUGGCUGCGCGUUAGCGAGCACUCCAGAAGCGUCUCACCGGAGGCUACUGAAGACAAUGCCAGUGGAAAGUACUCCGUAGGUGGAGAACUGCAACCCGGUCAAGUCUGUCGAUUCGUCCUUGUCCUGCCUCGCGUCUACCUCGACAAUCCUCAUGCACCCAUCCCCGUCGUCAACACCGGCACUCGGAGACAGUUCGUUGUGAGUGCCAACAAGCUCUCCUUUGAAGCCGAGGCAGCCUCACGCGAAGCCUUCUGGUUCCGCGAGGAACUACUGAAGAGAGUCCUCGGCGGCUGGAAGGAAGCCGCCACAGGACGCGAGGGACGCAUUGACCUCCGAAACGUCCGACUGAACAACCGCAUGGUCGAAGCCAUGCGUCUCGAGGACAUCGAAAUGACCUUCUCCUUGACCUCACCAGCCUCGUCGGAGACAACCACAGCAGUAGAACAAACAGGCCGCUCUCGCUUCCGCGUGAAAACUGACGAUCUCCUUACCCUCACCGUCACCGUCCGUAAUCGAUCCUCUCGCGCCAUUCACCCCCUCCUUCGUCUCCAGCCCAGUCUCUGUCAUCAACCAAACAACGUUGCUUUAGACCUGACCCGCCGCCUAGUCUGGACCGGCAUGCUGCAGCAAGCCCUCCACAUUUUGCCAAGCGGCGAGUCCACCACCGCCUCUGUUGGAGUGACAGUUCUCUGUCGCGGAGAGUACGAGUUCGGCGCUAGUGUUGAAGAAGCCCGCCUCCUGCGUCCAUCAUUUGCCGAUGAUGACGAUGCUUAUGCUGGUGAUCCUGCUCACAGCCAUGAUUAUGAUGGUAUCAAGGAUACCUUUGGCGCAGAUGUUGUGCGUCGCCGCCGCAUCUGGCAUGCAAGAGAGCUCUGUACCAUCCAUGCGAACGACUAA
Molecule: messenger RNA, 4407 nt
Organism: Penicillium antarcticum
Lineage: Eukaryota; Fungi; Ascomycota; Eurotiomycetes; Eurotiales; Aspergillaceae
Product: TRAPPII-specific subunit TRS120
Exons: 3
Coding region: 1-4407 (1468 amino acids)
Cellular component (GO): trans-Golgi network
Source: RefSeq, a predicted model, not a curated record